Molecule: messenger RNA, 1464 nt
Organism: Momordica charantia (bitter melon)
Lineage: Eukaryota; Viridiplantae; Streptophyta; Magnoliopsida; Cucurbitales; Cucurbitaceae
Gene: RLP29
Product: receptor like protein 29
Molecular function (GO): protein binding
Source: RefSeq, a predicted model, not a curated record
AAUCACUUCAAUCACAUCUUCUCCUCAGCCCCCACUCCCUCCCCUCGUAGACAACCAUUUGAAAUGAAAUCAUUUUCCAUAACCAACCAAACAACUCCCUCUCCCACAAUGUACUGUUUCUUCCCACUCUUUCUGCUUCUUCCUUCUCUGCUCUCACUUCCCUCUGUCACUGCCAUGUUCAUGCCCCCCUUUGAAGCUGAGACCCUCUUCAAGAUCAUGGAUUCCAUGUCCUCUGAUCAAAAUUGGAGGCUCUCUCAUCCCAAUCCUUGCAAACCAGGCUCCUCUUGGCCUGGACUGGAGUGCAAACCAGCUCCCAAUGACAAUAGUCUUCUUCAUGUCUCAAGGCUUGACUUUGGAACCUCCCCAAAUCCCUCUUGCAACCCCACUGCCACAUUCCCUUCAUUGAUUUUUGAUCUUCCUCACCUUCAAUCUGCCUUCUUCUUCACUUGCUUCACUCACACCAAGACCACUCUCUCUGUUCCCCCCACAGCCAUCUCAAAUUUUUCCUCACUGCAGCAGCUUAGCCUUCGGUCGAACCCGGCACUGACCGGUCCGAUCCCACCUCGAAUUUCUUCCCUCAAGUCCUUGAAGAUCCUCACAUUGUCUCAAAACCGCCUCGAGGGCGCGAUUCCGCCCGAGAUUUUCGGCUUGGUGUCCUUGGUGCACCUUGACUUGAGCUACAAUUUGCUCACAGGCAGCAUACCAAUUCAGUUGGGGAACCUCAGGAGCCUUGAAGGCCUGGAUUUGAGCUAUAAUUCGCUCUCUAGAUCAAUCCCAAGCACAAUUGGCCAGUUGGGUCUGCUUCAGAAACUUGACUUGAGCUCCAAUUCGCUCACAGACAACAUCCCUGAUAGCAUUGAGAAGCUGAAUUCCUUGGUUUUUUUGGCCUUCAGCAGCAACCAACUUGGUGGGCACUUCCCAAAAGGCUUGGAAAAGUUGCAGAAUUUGCAGUAUUUCAUAAUGGAUGACAAUCCCAUGCAAAUCUCUCUGCCUCUGGCAUUUGGAAAACUAGUGAAACUACAAGAACUCAGGCUUGCUAGUUCUGGCUAUUCCGGCACCAUUCCAUCAAGCUUCUCACAGCUAAAAAACUUGACCACUUUAUCUCUACAAAACAACCAUUUGACUGGAGAAAUCCCAGUUGGAUUCAGUGGUCUUUCUCGCAUAUAUCACUUGAAUCUCAGCAGAAACUCCCUGAGUGGCACUGUGCCUUUCAACUCAAGUUUCUUGAAGAGGAUGGGCCAAAACUUGGAUCUCAGUGGAAACCCAGGUCUUUGCUUGAGCCCUUCUGAAGCAACCGGCCAAAAGUUUGGAGUAAAUGUCUGUGGAACUGAUGAAGAAGGUGCCUCAUUCUUCCAACCAAUGAACAAAUCUCCACCUAAAUCAAGUUUCUGUUAUCUAUUUGCUUUCCUUCCUUGUUUGGUAAUGCAUCGUAUAUUGUUCCACUAUGAUCUCAUUCUUGUUUAA